Molecule: messenger RNA, 373 nt
Organism: Lycium ferocissimum
Lineage: Eukaryota; Viridiplantae; Streptophyta; Magnoliopsida; Solanales; Solanaceae
Product: ATP synthase subunit epsilon, mitochondrial-like
Exons: 2
Coding region: 42-254 (70 amino acids)
Biological process (GO): proton motive force-driven mitochondrial ATP synthesis
Cellular component (GO): mitochondrial inner membrane
Molecular function (GO): proton-transporting ATP synthase activity, rotational mechanism
Source: RefSeq, a predicted model, not a curated record
UGAGGAAAGAGCACAGAGAGGAAGAAAAGAGAGGCUGAGAAAUGGCAUCGAAUGCAGCAGCACCAUUUUGGAGAUCGGCAGGCAUGACUUACAUAACAUAUUCAAACUUGUGUGCUAAUUUGCUUAGGAAUUGCCUUAAAGAGCCUUACAAAUCCGAAGCACUGUCCCGUGAGAAGGUCCAUUACACCAUUUCCAAAUGGGAAAAUGGCAAACCUCAAAAACCUACCAUCCGCUCUGAUACUCCUGAAGAAUGAGAACAAGUCUGGAUCUUGCGAUUUGUUUUUGAUAUUAUGUGAAUUUUUGUACUGCCCUGGUCCUGGCACUGGAACUGUCGAUCUUCUAAUAACAACAUAGUGACUAGACUUUGGUCCUA